Molecule: messenger RNA, 2224 nt
Organism: Ictidomys tridecemlineatus (thirteen-lined ground squirrel)
Lineage: Eukaryota; Metazoa; Chordata; Mammalia; Rodentia; Sciuridae
Source: RefSeq, a predicted model, not a curated record
AUGACAGACCCCAGAGAGUCCGCAGCCCAAAGAACGUGCUCCCAGUGGCCGCCUCCGGCUUCCUCCAGUCCCAGGUUCCCCCCGCCCCGCGGGCUCCUUUAUAUAGUGCUCGACACCCCACCCAUCCCGCACCCUCCCGCUGCGCAGGCCCACUUGACACCGAGCUUCCCGCGCUACUCGCGACCCCCAGCUACUUUUGACUUGAGCUGGGUUUUGAUCUCAGACGCCCUGGGGUCCUCAUUUCAGCCUUGGAACGCGUCCCACUUUGGAGCCCGGAUUUCUCAGUCCUUGGGACUCAGAUUGGAUCACACCACCAGCUUUCCUGGUUCUCCAUUUUACAAAGUACAGCUCAUUUAUGAGCUGCGCCUGCUGCUUCUUCUCGGGGUCCAGAAUUUGCCCUUGCAACAAGAUUUUGGUCGUGGAGGGUCAAAAAUAAAAGAAAUCCAAAAUAUGACAAAUACAAGGAUACAGAUAAUAAAAGGAAAUCCUGAGGCAGAAGUCAAAAUUUUUGGCAACAAGGCCAUGCAAAUAAAAGCAAAAGCAGUGAUAGAAAAUUUUGUUAAAAAACAAGAAAAUAAUAAUUCUGAACGCAAAGUUGACAUUGUCGCAUUCCAACCUUCUGCUGGAAGAAAUGCAAGCACAAAUGACAGUGUUACAGAAGAUCAGCCAUUGAUAGACUGGGAUCAAAUUCGAGAGGAUGCUGUGAAAUGGGAAAAAAAAAAGUGGGCAGAUUUACCUCCAAUUAAGAAAAACUUUUACGUUGAAUCACCAUCAACUAGUUCUAUGACAGAAGUGCAAGUAGACAACUGGAGGAAGGAAAAUUUUAAUAUAACAUGUGAUGACUUGAAAGAUGGUGCGAAGCGCCCUAUCCCCAAUCCUACCUGUAAAUUUGAAGAUGCCUUUCAAUGUUACCCUGAAGUUAUGGAAAACAUUAAAAGGGCAGGUUUCCAGAAGCCAACUCCAAUUCAAUCACAGGCAUGGCCAAUAAUUCUACAAGGAAUAGAUCUUAUUGGAGUCGCACAAACAGGAACGGGGAAGACACUAUCAUAUUUAAUGCCUGGAUUUAUUCAUCUGGAUUCUCAACCAGUUGUUUGUGUAUAUGGUGGUGGAGAUAGAGAUGGACAAAUACAAGAUGUUUCAAAAGGUGUAGACAUCAUUAUUGCAACUCCCGGAAGACUGAAUGAUCUGCAAAUGAAUAACUUUGUGAACUUGAGAAGUGUAACAUACUUGGUUUUAGAUGAAGCAGACAAGAUGCUGGACAUGGGAUUUGAACCUCAGAUAAUGAAGAUUUUGUUAGAUGUACGCCCUGACAGACAGACUAUUAUGACAAGAAAAGCUGUAAAUACAGUGAAGCAAAAUAUAAUCAUCACAACAGAGGAAGAGAAGCGAACUCAUAUUCAAACUUUUCUUGAGAGUAUGUCACCUAAAGAUAAAGUCAUUGUGUUUGUCAGCAGGAAAGCAGUUGCUGAUCAUUUAUCAAGUGACCUAAUUCUCAGACACAUAUCAGUAGAGUCUCUUCAUGGCAACAGGGAACAGAGUGAUCGUGAGAAAGCAUUAGAGAACUUUAAAACAGGUAAAGUGAGAAUAUUGAUCGCUACUGAUUUGGCAUCUAGAGGUCUUGAUGUACAUGAUAUCACACAUGUAUAUAAUUAUGAUUUUCCACGGAAUAUUGAAGAAUAUGUACACAGAGUAGGGAGAACUGGAAGAGCAGGGAGAACGGGCAUGUCAAUUACUCUUAUCACUAGAAAUGAUUGGAGGGUUGCCACUGAAUUGAUUAAUAUUCUGGAAAGAGCAAAUCAGAGUAUUCCAGAGGAGCUUGUCUUAAUGGCCGAGAGAUACAAGGCAAAUAAACUGAAAAGAGAAAUGGAAAAAAAAAUGGGAAGACCUCAAGGAAAGCCCCAAAAGUUUUAUUAAUGACUAAAUGCUGAAAAGUGGUACUUACCUGCCAGAGGUAAAAAUUAUGUAACAGACUUUCAAGCUCCUGCCUUUUAAAACUAGAUUUUGUUAGUAUAUUUAUCAAAAUCAGCAUUAUUUCCAAGAGCCUCGAAUUAUUAGGUGUUAUUCUUUCACCUAUUAGCAAAAGUCUAGUUAAUCUGUCUACAGUACCUUAAUUAAAUGUAGAGUUGGGGCACAUGCCUGUUAAUCCUAGAGACUCCUUAGGCUGAGGCAGGAAGAUCAAAAGUUCAAGGCCAGCCUGGAAAACAGCAAGACUUGUCAAUAAAAU